GAAAUGCGAACUUUCGAAAAGGACGGCAGUACUCUAGAGCAUCGUUUGCUUCCUCUUAAUCCUCUGCUCUCGUUUCCUACACGCCAACCAAAAUGAGCUUGCGGUGUUUGUCCGGAGUAGGAGAAACAUCCGCGCACCUUCUCUAAAGUGGUUUUGUGGCAUAGGGUGAAAUCUGAUUAACAAUGGGGAGCUUGUUGCAACUAUUCAAUGAAUGGGAGAUCCAGCUGCUUGUGCUUCUCAGCUUCGUGCUACAAAUAUUUCUGUUCUUUACCGGUAACCUUCGUCAACGUGGUGCCAAGUUUCUUAGUGGCACCAUUUGGGUAGCUUAUUUGGUGGCAGAUUUGGUAGCGGUUUACGCCCUUGGUCUGCUCUCAAAACAAGAAGAGAAAACGGUGACUGAAAACCAGCACCCACUAGCUUUCUUUUGGGCGCCCUUCCUACUCAUUCAUCUUGGCGGACAGGACACCAUCACUGCUUUUUCCUUGGAGGACAACAGCUUGUGGUUGAGGCAUCUUUUGAAUCUGAUAGUCCAAGUGGUCCUAGCCUUGUAUGUCUUCUGGAAGUCCACUGCUUGGCGCAAUGUGCAGCUUCUUGUUCCGGGCAUCUUCAUGUUUGUUGCUGGAAUCAUCAAGUACGGGGAGAGGACGAUGGCUCUCAUGUACGGGAACCUACAAAACAUCAGUACUGGAUACAACAGUGAAGAAAGUAACAAGUUCACCCAUCAAGAACUUCAUCAGGAUGAUAGCUACUCAAGCAUUGUUUGCUUUUCAUUGGAUUCAGCGCCAAUUGUUCGACAUUUAUUUGCUGGAUUUACACUCUUCCAGAUACCAGAAGGCUUUCAUGCAUUAACUUGGACAAAAUAUCCUCGGUCAGAUGAAGUCCAGGUGGCCAAGCUGGCCAAGUUGGUUGAUGUUGAACUUGGUAUCAUGUAUUGUGAUAUCUAUACCAAGGCCGCAGUGCUUCGGACAAGGCGCGGCAUUAUGCUUCGGUGCACAUCUCAAGUAUCAGCAAUGGUUGCCCUUGUGCUCUUCACGAGUUGGUGA
Lolium rigidum is the source of this 1043-nucleotide messenger RNA. RefSeq lists its product as uncharacterized. The record is from RefSeq and is a predicted model, not a curated record. Lineage: Eukaryota; Viridiplantae; Streptophyta; Magnoliopsida; Poales; Poaceae. The coding region runs from base 183 to 1043 and encodes 286 amino acids. The transcript has 2 exons.